UCCCACCAACCCUAUCUUUGGUGUCCACGUCCCCGCGGUGUCCAGUCCUACCGGCUGCGAUGUGUUACGCGCCCCAGCUUUAGAAAAAACAGAGAAGGAAAACUUCACAGAAAUGGCGGAGGGUGCUACGACUCUCAAAGGCUUGCGAGCCCAAAUGGCUGCAGCUGCACAGGCACAAGCCGAGGAGCGGCGCAGCCUGUCAGGGAACAGUCCAGGACCUACAACCAACCCACCAGCUAAACCUCAGGGGUGUAAGCCAGUCCUUGACGGUGCUGCGCUUAGAAUAGACGACCGACUGCGAGUGGCUAAAGAGAGACGAGAAGAAGCAGAAAAACAACAGGCUUUACGAGAGUCUCAGAUCAUGGAGCGGGAGCGCAAGGCCAAACUGCAAGUGGAGCGUCAAUUGGAGGAGCGCCAGAAAAAGGUUGAUGAACAGCGGAGAAAGGAGGAGCAGAAACGAAUGGCGGUGGAAGAGAAGAGGAAGCAGAAACAGGAAGAGGAAAAGGAGCACUAUGAAGCAGUGAUGCGGCGGACAUUGGAGCGUAGUCAGCGUGUGGAGCAGAGGCAGAAAAGAUGGUCCUGGGGAGGACUGUCCACAGACACAGAUGGACGAACAGGAGAGUCUGAUGCCGGCGCCUCAUCUCCAGUAACAAUAGUUAUCUCCCCUGCCUCGCCAGAAAAGCCACCAAGGAGUCGACAAGUGGACAAGCGCUCCACAUCCACCAUGAACCUGAAACAGCCAUCUGAGGCUGGCAUCAGCAAACGCCUAUCCUCCUCCUCUGCCACCCUCGUCAAAACUCCCGACAAAAGGGCUAAGCAGAGGAGCUCGUCUUGUAACCGGUUGCCUAGCAAUGGCAAUGCUGCUCAGGCCAGUAAGGAAGACGGCAAAAAGCUUCAGGUGGAACAGACAGGCCGUUCCAUGAAGACGAGAAGUUCGUCCCUAACACGAGUAAGUGUGGGCAGAGCGCAGACCCCUUCCAAGCCUGAUAAGGGGACAACGGACGAUCAAGCUCACAGGCCACCGGCCGGCACUGUGGACGGAGGGGUCCUUAGUCGCCUGCUCACCCCCACCCAGGCAUCUCUAGCUAGGAGCAAGAGCGCCGCCGCCCUGUCAGCCGAAGGAAGAGAUGCUCCAGAGUGUCACCUGUGUCCUCGCUCAGCCUCUGCCAGUCCCCUGCACCCACCGCGUGGACCCGUGCGCAGCCGCAGCAUCGACCGGCAGAAGAGCGGCAUGACCACCUCUGUGUCGGCCGACGGAGCUCUCGACCCUUCAAUGAAGGACAAGCAUUUAUCGCCUGGAGGGCAGCGUCCCGCCUCCCCGUCUUCUCCCCUGGGACGAAACCGUUCACCAUCUCCAGCUCCCAACCCAGCCCCAAAGAGGACCCCCUCCCCAGCAGCAUCCAAGCAAAAUUCCAAGACACGCCCGCCGUCACCUGGUGCAAUGAAACAACGUCCCCCGUCCCCCCAGCCUGCAUCAGCCAAGCCCCCACCCAUCCAGAAACCAGCUCUCACUCCAACAGGACCUCCCACCUUGAGGAAGAGGGACUCCAAGUCCAAGGAUCUGUGUCCUGUCCAGCCUGUGUCUACACAGUCGUCUGACUCCAGCAAGACCAAAGACAAAGAUGACUCUAAAGGCUCGGCGGGCACCAACUCGGCUGCCGAGGCGGCCAAGAUCCUGGCAGAGAACCGCAGACUGAUGCGAGAGCAGAAGGAGAAAGAGGAGCAGCUCAGGAUACAGAGGGAGGAAGAGGAGAAGCUGAGAAAGGAAGAAGAGCAGCGUUUAGCAGAGGAGGCUCGACUGAAGCGCGUGGAAGAAGAGAAGAAACUUGCAGAGGAGAGGAAAAUUAAAGAAGAGGAAGAGGCUCGUCUAGCGGAGGAAGAACGAGUGAGACUGGCAGAGGAGGAAGCGGUGAGGCAGGCGGAGCUCCAGAAGGAACGUGAGGAGGCUGAGGCCAAGGCCCUGGAGGAGGCGGAGAGGGUCCGUCAGGAGAGGGACCGCAUCAUGCAGCAGAACCAGCAAGAACGAAUGGAGAGGAAGAAGAGAAUUGAAGAGAUAAUGAAGAGAACAAGAAAAGGGGACCGGGGUGACAAGAGGGAUGGAGGCGAUGACGAUAAAUGCUCACAGGAGAAUGAAGAGGAUGAGGGAGAGGACGGAGAGGACGAGAUGAACACUGACACCAUGAGCCGGGUGGAUGAUGUGACCGCGGAGGCUGAAGCAGACAAGUGCGGCCUGUCCUCUGGCGAGCCGAUGGAUCGACGAGAGAAGCCCCUGGGAAGUGUGAACGGAAAACCGGAGACGGACGACAAGGAGAACAACAACGGCAUAAGCACCGAUGAGACUCAGGCUGUGAGUCCGGUCCCUAAGGGCCGCCUCGUCGAGGGCUCGGAUCUCCUGAACGAGCAGGACUCCGCCAAGGUGGGGUUGGUGUCCGGUCUCAACGGUAAAUCCAACCAGUGGAGCUUUGAGGAACUGAUCGACCUCAACGUCCACUCCAAGACCCGGCCCCUCAUCGAGGCCGAGGACUGUAACCAGGUGUUGAUUAACUGUGACGGGAGCUCAGAUGGGACCAGGGUAGCCUUCGAGGACAAGGGAACCCCCGUCAACCCCCUGCAUUCCUCCAAUCAACCCAUAGAAGCCCUGUCAGAGAUUUGAUGCUGCAGCCAUCGCUGAGAAGCCUCUUACUGUUGCACUCGUUCCUGUUCCUGUCCCGCCGAGCUCCUUUACUCCUCCUCCUUACUCCAGUUCCGAACAGCUUCCUCCUCCUUCUCCUCCUCCUCUUCCAGAGGAAGGAGCACAAGGUGAAGUGGAAAGACCACCCUAAGUGCUACUUUUGCACCCUAAAUGAUGAGGAAACAGAUAUAUAUAUAUAUAU
Molecule: messenger RNA, 2873 nt
Organism: Acanthopagrus latus (yellowfin seabream)
Lineage: Eukaryota; Metazoa; Chordata; Actinopteri; Spariformes; Sparidae
Gene: map7d3
Product: MAP7 domain containing 3
Exons: 20
Coding region: 113-2653 (846 amino acids)
Biological process (GO): microtubule cytoskeleton organization
Cellular component (GO): microtubule cytoskeleton
Source: RefSeq, a predicted model, not a curated record